Messenger RNA from Catharus ustulatus (Swainson's thrush), 6546 nucleotides. It is a transcript of the gene ANKRD55, whose product is annotated as ankyrin repeat domain 55. Gene Ontology annotation, biological process: protein localization to ciliary inversin compartment; RNA processing. The transcript is spliced from 11 exons. NCBI's taxonomy places the organism in Eukaryota, Metazoa, Chordata, Aves, Passeriformes, Turdidae. Gene Ontology annotation, cellular component: ciliary inversin compartment. The record is from RefSeq and is a predicted model, not a curated record. Gene Ontology annotation, molecular function: RNA nuclease activity; protein binding; RNA binding. The coding region runs from base 368 to 2083 and encodes 571 amino acids.
GGACCGCCGGGCCCCGCACAUGCUCCGUGUGCCAGCCCGGGCCGCUCGCGCUGCCCUCGCCGGUGACAGAGCUGCCGCAGCUCCAGGCUGCCCGCAGGCUCUGCCACAGCUGAAGACAUGGCCUUUUUCGGAAUCCCACAUAAGCUUCCCGGGGCAUCCUUUUAAGAGAGUCCAUAACAGAAUAGAAUGUUUCCAUCAGGCUCUUGCCUUGGCAACAACCUGCAGCCGUAAAGCGAGUUUAAUUCUAUGAGAGGAAGACGGGUGGCAGCUAUCGUUUCACGGCGUACUGUAAUAUAUGAGAUUCUACUGUGAAAACCCUGGAGGUGGCAUUUGUCUGGUCUGGUUGUAAAUAAUGAGAUAGAUCACAAUGGAUUUCAGUUCCUCGUCCGUGUUUGACCAGCACAAAGCUGAUGCAGCCGAAGAAAUCGACUUGGCUGUGGUUUACCAAGCAGCAGCUAAUGGUGAUGUGAACACCCUGACUGCAGUGAUCCGAGAGGAUCCUUCCAUCCUGGAAUCUUGUGACAGAGAGGGUUGCACACCCUUGAUGCAUGCUGUGUCAGGACGCCAGGUUGACACAGUGAAGCUUCUGUUGAAGAUGGGAGCCAAUAUUAAUACUCAAGAUGCCUGUGGACGUACCAGUUUAUCUCUGGCAACUUAUCUGGGCUGGCUGGAAGGCUGUGUCAGCCUGCUCAGGAAUGGUGCUAAGCAGAACAUACCUGACAAAAACGGGAGGUUGCCACUGCACGCUGCCACCGCAGAGCCUGACGUGAGGCUUCUGAGCUUGCUUCUGCAGCAGUCAAAUCUUAGUGAAAUUAAUCACCAGGACAAUGAGGGAAUGACUUCACUCCACUGGGCUGCAUUCCACAACAGACCUCAGCACACCCAGACUCUGCUGCACAAGGGAGCAGACCCAACUCUGGUGGACAAGGACUUCAAAACAGCUCUGCACUGGGCAGUACAGAGUGGCAACAGGAUUCUGUGUUCCAUCAUUCUGGACCACUGGCAGGGACCAUCCAUAAUAAAUUAUGAUGAUGAGGAUGGCAAAACAUGCAUGCACAUUGCUGCUGCUGCAGGCUACAGCGAUAUCAUCAGUGAGCUGGCUAAAGUCCCAAAGUGCAACCUGCAGGCCCUUGAUGUGGAUGACAGGACUCCGUUGCACUGGGCUGCAGCAGCAGGGAAAGCUGACUGUGUGCAGACACUGCUAGAACUGGGGAUAGACAGCAACCCCCGAGACAUCAAUGAAAACACUCCUCUGACAUAUGCAAUAUACUGUGGGCACACAGCAUGCAUCAAGCUGCUAUCUCAGGAGAGCAGUAGAUCUGAGUCAGUUCAUCAGUUUCCCUCCCAGAAAAGCAGACUUAUAAAGAAAGAAGGACGAUUCAGUAUGCUGAACCAGAUCUUCUCUUGCAAAAAGAAGAAAGAUGAUCCAAAAACCAGUCAGGAGAGAAGCAGGGAUCAAUAUCCUGGAGAAGACACCUCAGAAGUUGAUACCAUCAUCACCCGUUUUGAUUGCAUUAUGAAUAAAAAUUGCAAAGACAUUUCAGAAGAGUGUAAGACCACUCCUGACUUUAAAAGAAAGAGCACAGACACUAAGUACCUUAUAGCAGAAAAGAAGCAAUCAGCAUGGCAGGGAUUCCCACCCAUCACCACCCAGAGCUUCCCCUCAAUCACUGCAGGCAAUUCCUUCCUAACUGCUGCCCAGAGCAAGAUGUCAAGCUUCUCCUCCAGCUCCAGUAGCUAUCCACACAAAUCUCAAAAGAGUAGGAGUGAACACAGCUUGCUGGACAACACAGGCAGCUACCAGGCUUUGCUGGAUGAUUCCUGGAACACAGACUCUAACCAAAGACUGUCUUACAAAGUCUGUACUAGGACUUCUUCAGACAAAUUGAUGAAUGGCUUUAACUCUGAUAGAUCUCACCACGUGCUUUUGUGCCCGCCCUGCCUUCCCUCACUUUCCAGUUCUCCAUCAGGUAGAAGUUUUCAGCGGAUGUCCAUAGGCCAACACAAAAUGAAAAAUGUUAUUCCUGUACAAAACAGCCUAGCUCCAAUUCCCAACCACAGUGCCCACAAAAGACUCCACUGAGAAGAGUCUGUCCCCUUCUCCAUUAUUCCCCACAAUCAAACAUAUAUGCAUAUUGACAAGAUCCUUUGGGCUGCCUUCUCUCCUUGAGGCUGAACAGUCCCAGCUCUUUCAGCCUCCCCAUUAAGGCUGACACUCCAAUCCUUUAAUCAUCUCCAUUGCCCUCCAUUGGACUUGCUUCCCCCUCCCUCUUGUACUGCAAGCCUCAGAACUGGGCUCAGAACUUCAGAUGUGUUUCACCCAGGCUGAGUAGAGGGGAAGAAUCACCUGUCACAAUCUGCUGGCAGUGCUCUUCCUGAUGCAGCCCUGGACAUUGUUGGCUGUAUUUCUGCAAGGGCACAUUGCUGGUCUCAUUCAGCUUGGGGAAGCAGUGAUCCUAAAGAACAGGAGAGCUUCAUCCCACUCCCAGAGUCCCAGAAAGUGUCAAGACUGUGGUUGUUCCAGGCUGGAUCAAGCCAGCAACUGAAGUAUUCUUCAUAGACACCAGCCCUACUCCCAGCAGUGUCCUAACCCCACAUUCUUGUGCUCCACAACACGCAAAUCUCCAUUGUAUACUGGAUUUGCAGUUUACUGAUUGUCAUUCUGUGGAUAAGCCAGGUCCUAAAACAUGCAGACCUAAAUUUAAGAUUUCCUGCUGUGUAUAAUCUGAAGGUCAGAAGGAAUUCUGCAGUGAUGACAAUAUUACUAGGAAUGAGGCAGAGGGAGCCUUACAGGGACCAUCAAAUUGGGUAGGGAUAUAGACAGAAUCCUGCACUGCUGCUGUUUUCUACAUCAGACAGGAAGAAUAAAAGGUGUUUGAAUUACUGAGGUGGUGUUCUCUGUCUGCUCAGAAGGAAGAAAAUAAUUUAAUUGCUUUUAAUUGCUUUUAAAACCCCAGGUCCAAGUGUUCUGUUUUUUAAGCUUUCUACUCAUGUUCUCUGUGUCUUCUAGCUAAAUUAUAGCUGUAAGCAAGAUCCUUCAAAAAUUCUUUCAUAAUAAUUGUUGUUCUUGCCUUAGUUCAUACAAAUGGUCAAGAAUUUAGUUCUAAUCUCAUACUAAAAACUACCUUACAAAUAAGACAUAAUUGUCACAAUUAAGAACCAUGGUUUCAUUAACUAACACAGCACAUUUAUCCAGGUGUCAUUACGCUUGAACAUUAGUUCAAGCCAGUAAGAGAAAAGCAAAAUUAUUUGCGAAAUAUACUGUAUUUUUUGUUAACACAAAUGACAUAUUUGCUCCUGAAGCUUUCUAAAUAACUGUUCCAGAGUCUCAUCCAGUAUGAGAUUUCACUCAUCCUCCAUCUAGCCCUAAAAUAUUACCCUGUUGGACAUAGCCUUUAUAGAGGCAAAGUGCUCCAGUAAUGAAGACUGAGUAUAAAUAUUUGUGUUUCUCUACUAUUUUUAAUACACAAUAUGUGUUUUAAAAAUAUGCUAAGAAAAAAAUAAUAUACCAAGAAGCUGGAACAAUAAAAUAAGCAAAAACUAGAAUGAGAACUGAAACUACCCAGAGACUAACAGAAAGAAGAAGUAUCUCCCCCAAAAAAGGAAGGGCAAUAAAAAAAAAGAAGGAAGAAAUUUUCUCAGUAAAAACAUUUUAAAAUACACAUUAGAAGGAGGAAAAUAGGAAUGAAACAGUAGGCUGGGAAGAGUAUGUACUUGUGUGACUUUAAGCCAUAAAUUCUCACCCUUCAGAUAUCCCCAGGGCCAGAGAUCCUUCACAUAUCUUCCUGAAUAGCCUCAGCACAGACUGCAUCUUCUAUUCUGCAUGCUGCUGCUUUGUCAUCCCCCACACUCUUUCUAUCUCAUCAUGCAACACUUCCAACAACCCUGAAAAACACACUCCUUACAAAAUGCCAGAAUAAUUUUUCAAACAAAUAUGGGACUUCUAGAUAACUCUCUGCUGCUCAUUUCUUCAUAUAGUUAAGAAGGUCUGAUGUUUCUGGAGACAUCAGAGGAGGCAACAUAUGUCUGAUGCACAAAAAAGUGACAUAGUUACUUGCUGGAAAAACCCCACAACAACCAAAUUUUAAAAGCAAAUUUUAACUCUUAUUUCUACAGGUCAUUUAACAAUAUUUUCUGGAGAUCUGUGGUUGUUUUUGCCAUUAUUCAUCAUGAUUUAAAGUUUCUUCUUUCCCAAGUUAACAGCAAAGCAUUCCAUGAAGAAGCCACAUCUCUGCACAAGGCCACUGUGGUCCACUGCUUGCAAAGGAGGGGAGUCUAAUACCCAUUCUUCUGCUGGACUCCAUAAUCCUUGAGCAAUGCCUUUCUGACAGCCUUAUUUUUUGCCUCUGCAGUUUGCAAUAGCAGUCACUCCAGAGCCUGCUUAGUAGAAAAGGAUUCCUGAACCAGUAGCUCCUAUUGUACCACUGGGUCUUCAGUGGUCAACUCUGCCCUCUGCAUGUGAAUUAUUAACGGUGCUUUUGCUGAAUGUAGCUCCUGGGGCCUUAAGGGCUCUGCGUCCCACAGAUCCUGGCUCUGGGUCCAGGCUCAUGUGUUUCAAUACAUGUACUAAUACUAGUCAUUUUAUGCAUUGUUUCAGAGCCAUCCAUGUACCAGUCCUGAAAUCCUGAAUUGAAUAUCCUAAACUGAGCACAGCAUGUGGGACAAUGUGGAAAGCACUGAUGUUUGGGUUCCUUGAAUGAGCAUGAGUUUGUGAUGGAUGCUCUGUCAUGGGGGUGUAGUUAAGAUGCAGCACUUUUGGCCUACUUAAAUCCAUCAUUUAAGGCUUUUAAUGGUGUACAUGAAGUGCAUAAAGCUUUAUGGAUAUUUUUCACACAGACAUGAACUUUGAAUAUAUUAACAUAUGAGUAUGUUCCAAAGAGGGACACAAGUGAGCCUCUCAAUAUUUGGUUUGCACACCAAAAUUUCAGUGAACUCAAAGCAUUUUACCAUGUGCCAGAAAGCAAAUGGGCCCAUUUGUAGUAUACAGCCCUCUCAGAUUCACACAAAUUCAACAACAACUAGAGCAAAUUGCUAAUGGUUUGGGGUUUUUUCAUGAAAAGGCAAAGUGAUUUCCUGAAUUUCUGAACAUGAAUGAAUCUUAAAUAUGAUCCAUGAAUUACAGUACACUGCUAGAGGCCAGACCAUUGUGGUAAACACUGUCUGCUCAGGUAAUCAUAACUUGAAUAGUAAUUGAAAUUAGCUUAAAAAUAAAAUAAUCUACCAAGUUUCUAAAUCCUCUCUAAAAAGAUCCCACUUUGCCCUAAAUCGUAAGGUAAGCUUAAUCGCAAGCUUACCUGGUAAGCUUUAGAAAAGUACUGGUCCUGAAAAAUAAAUAAUCAAUAAUUAAAUUAGUAUAAGGUGUAUGCUACAGGGGAUUAUGACAAGAACUUUAACCUCUUUUGCACCAUGUGUAUAGUUAAAAUAGAUAGAUAAAGAUAUGAAUGGACAAAUAUAUGCAGUGAGGGCCUACUGCAGACAGUAGAAAGGUAACAUUUGUUUUCAAUGGGGCAAAUUAAAUAAAGCACAAAAUUUCCAUCUAGAACACUUCAGAGGAAAGUGUUAAUAGCCUCUCAGAUAAUUAAUCACAAAUAUGCAGAUGGAAGGAAAUCACAAAUGCAAUAAGAACACAACAAAGAAAAAAUUAAUGUAAAAAAUUGCAAUGAGAUUCUGUAGCCAAAACAGAGAUAGUGUAACUCCAGAAAGAACACUUCAUAUGCUUAAACUGUAGAAAAUCAUAUUGAUUGCAUACAAAGAGUUUGUGAAUAAAAUGGAGAUAAAAUGAAAAGAAGGUAAUGCAAUUCACGAUAAAUUGACAGCACAGAAAAGUAGGUCUACAAUUAAGGUUUUGAUUCUCCUUUUAAAAAAUCAGGAAAAAGUUGUCUGGAUAAGGGAGACUAAGGAUUUCAAUUCAGAGAAAAUACAGAACAAUAUUAGCUUUAAAGCACAAACAGUGUUACAUUGGUGAGGUAGAAAUUAAGGAUGAUCUAAAUCCACAGUUUCUUGCAAGACAACAAUAGAGAUACAUAACAGAUGUGCCUCUCAGGUCUUUUGGUGUGUAUCUUGGUGUGCUGCAGGGUAAUGGGCUAGUUUUGUGGCCUGUGAAUAGUAGAGCAUGUGUGGAUCUAUCUUUAUGAUUGCCUAGAGAAACCCAGACACAGCAUACAUUUUUCCAUUUCCUCUUCCUUAGAUUUUGAUCAGCAUUUAUCUUCAGCAAUAGAGCAUUUUUGGAACACUUCUGUUAUAGUCAGCCUGUGGUUUCUGAUGAAAAAAUAUAUUGUGAAAAUUUUUCCAAACAGACCAAAUCUCCUCCAGGCAAACUAUGGGUUCUCUGCUUAUCAAAAGUAAAUCUUUGAACUUUUGAAGACUUACUGGUCACUAAACCAAAAGUAAAUCACAACAUGGGAGUUGUUUUCUUCAGAUGAAGAUAAGCCUUGCCAGGGCUAUACAAUUUUUUAUUAAUAUUUUGAUCAUAUUUUUCAAGCGAAAUCAUUUGUAAAAACACCAUGCUUUUCACUUUCUGUGCACCUUCUCUUUUUUUUCUAUUUC